AUGUCGGAUAUGAACGGUACAAUGGCAGCGCAAAUCGCUCACAAAGAAGAUAUUAUGGCACCUGCACCAAUUGAAUUAUUAAUAGAAAGUUUAAAAAAGAUAUUUACAGAACAAAAAGAAAGUGAAGAGAGAACUAUGAAAAUUAAAUUAUUACUACAAUCAUAUGUUAAACAAGGUUACACAGACUGGAAAAAAUAUGUAAAUUUUAGUGAUACUCAUUAUACUAGAAAUCUAGUUGAAAUGACGGAUGAUUUUGAACUUAUGAUUAUAUGCUGGCAAAAAGGUCAAUAUAGUCGUAUUCAUAAUCAUGCUGGUUCUCACUGUUGGAUGGGAAUAGUUCAAGGAAAAUUAAUUGAACGAUUGUAUAAUUAUAUUACACCUGACGGACGUAUCGUAACCGAAGAUGAAGAACCUGCUACUGCAGAUGGUGUUUGUCCAGAUUUUCAUCUUGGUAUUUAUAUUUUUACUUUUUCUGUUUAA
Messenger RNA from Didymodactylos carnosus, 480 nucleotides. Lineage: Eukaryota; Metazoa; Rotifera; Eurotatoria; Philodinida; Philodinidae. The record is from the annotation of a GenBank genome assembly.